AUGUCUUUGGAUAAGUUUGAUGUUUCUUUGAUUCGUUUCAAUGGCAAGAACUACUCUGCUUGGGCAUUUCACUUCAGGAUUUUCGUCAAAGGUAAGGAGGCGUGGGGACAUGUUGAUGGAAGUAACCUAACUCCUGACAAAAACAAAGACAACGACCAGCAUGCCAAGUGGGAAGUCAAGGACGCUCAAGUUAUAGCAUGGAUUUUAGGAUCUAUCGAACCCAAUAUCAUCCUGAACCUUCGAUCAUCUCAGCCUGCAGCUCAGAUGUGGACUUACCUAAAGAAGAUUUAUAGUCAACGAAACAUUACUCGUCGGUUCCAGCUUGAACAUGAAUUGGCCGCUCUCCAACAUGAUAGCUUUUCUAUCUCUGAUUUUUACUCUAGAUUCACUAAUCUUUGA
Molecule: messenger RNA, 399 nt
Organism: Prunus armeniaca (apricot)
Lineage: Eukaryota; Viridiplantae; Streptophyta; Magnoliopsida; Rosales; Rosaceae
Source: the annotation of a GenBank genome assembly